UCACGCACUUUGUUCGUGGUUGGUCGCGCAACGUAUUACUGGGUUCUUCAGUGAUAAUUUGGCGUUGUAGGUGCACAAUUUAAACCUUAUGUGCUCCCUACACAUAUAAUACACAGAGGAGACUCCACAAUUGUAUAGAAUUAAAAUCUUAACUCGUUCAAAUCGGUCCGAUUAUAUGAUUAUGGGUGAAGAUAUGUAAUUUGGACAGUUUUUGCGACAAUUAGUGACAAUUGUAGUGCGUUCACAUAACCUCCUCUCUCAUUUUUCGUGCGAUUCUCUCAAUUUAUCUCACUCUUUCACACAAAUUGAAACCCCUUCGGAAUUUUUGGAUCACUUUUUCGGCGCCCCGGAAAAUUUCCCGUGCACACUUACAUCUCACAACAGCUCUUGGCUAAUCAGUGAAAUUAUUCCGGAAAAUUUCGGACUCUCAAUGCAAACCGGCGGACACGCGUGUGCUGGCUGAUAAGUGAAGUGGCUGCCCAAAGUUUUUUUUUGGAUAAAGUGUCAGGAGAGUGAGACACUCGGUUUCGGAGUACCUGUGAUUCAUCUCCGAGCUGUCUCAGUAAUUUAUGAUCAGCAAUUAAUUUAAAAUUUAAUGACUGCCGAGUGACACUGAAUCAAUUUACUGUGAUCGUUGCCAAGUGGCUAAGAAUUUGCAGAGUGUUGCAAUAGCCGUCGGUCUUGCUCUCAAAGUGAAGUGCGUUCACACAGCGUAUUUUUCGGUUUUUUUUUUUAAUAAGGAGACAAGAAAAAUGCCACGUGAUUGAGAAAUUAAAGAGUGUCCAGAAGACAGAAAGUCUCGAUAAUUGAAUACUAACGCUGAGAGAGACAAGCUCAAACCUUCCGGUGUGUGAAAACUGUGAUCAGUGCCGGGAGUGUGACUACCCAGCAGGAUCUGCCCUCAGGCUGGUGUCGUCCGGUGGCCGCUUUUCGUGCAGCGACGGCGUCCGUGUACUUGUGAAAAGUGGCCUCUAUAGGCGCCAACACGCUCAAUUUCACAGACCUGGGGAGCCCUUACGAGGGCCCCCCGAGCACCCCUCAGUCGGGCAUGGAUGCGCCGGACGCCCCGCACACCCCAAAGUACAUCGAUGGGGGUGCGGCGACGGCGCCAGGGAAGUCGGCCUUCGUCGAACUACAACAACACGGGUACGGUGCCAUUCGGGGUGGUUACCAACACUUUGGAGCUCAGGGUGGUCAAGACUCCGGCUUCCCCAGUCCACGUAGUGCUUUAGGAUAUCCAUUUCCGCCAAUGCAUCAAAAUUCCUACUCUGGCUACCAUCUCGGCAGUUAUGCGCCGCCCUGUGCCAGUCCACCCAAAGACGAUAAAUGUGAAGAUUCUGGAUUACGGGUAAAUGGAAAGGGGAAGAAGAUGCGGAAGCCACGAACAAUAUACAGUUCUCUGCAGUUGCAACAGUUGAAUCGACGAUUUCAGCGAACACAGUAUUUAGCACUGCCCGAGAGGGCGGAAUUGGCCGCGAGUUUGGGCUUAACGCAGACACAGGUGAAAAUUUGGUUUCAAAACAGGCGCUCCAAGUACAAGAAGAUGAUGAAGGCGGCCCAGGCGCCAGGAGUCGGCAGCGGCCUGCCUCUAGGAGCUCCCAAUCCAGGCUCUCAUAGUCCGCAACAUCAGGCAGGUGGAGGAAACGGCUCGAGUAGCGGCUCACCUCCACAUUUCCUACCUCCUGGACACAGUCCAACACCAUCGAGUACACCGGUAUCUGAGCUUUCACCAGGUCUGAGUCCGCCAGCUCAGGUGCCGUGGAAACAGGAACCACCUCAUUGGGGCGACCACAAGCAGCCCCAAAUGACAACACAGCCACCUCACGCACCCCCUCAAGCGAUACACGCACCCCAGAUGAGUGGUUACGCGCCGCAGUAUUGGUAUCAGCCAGAAACAAAUCCGUCAUUACUAACCUACGAACGAUUUAUGACAACAUACACAUAAAUAGAGUAUGGCCUGCCGUUUAACACACAACAGUGACAUAAUUAAAGCACUUUAGAUAUAUAUAAAAUAAUUUUACAUAGUGAAAAAAGUGAACAUUUUAUGGGGAGUAAAAGAAAGAAAAAACAUUGAAAGACGGAAUGGAUUCCUCUAAAUAUAAAUAAAUCUUUUGUUAAAAUGCUGGACAUGUAAAUUUUUGACCUCUGGCAAAUGCAGUUUUUUUUAAUAAAUGAAUUUACUGAGUAUAUUAUUAAAAAAAUGGUUUUAAUAAAAUCAUUGAGAGAGAGCUUAACUUAAAUCUCUAACAUGGAAGAUUUAUAGGAAAGAAAUUUGUAACAUAUUUAAACGGAUAUAAACAAGUAUAAUCUCUUUUAGUUAGAUCUCAUUUCCAUAUAAUUUUCUUUUUUGCAAAAUGUAUAAUGAUGAGAAAGGAAUUCCGGAUUUUAUAGAGAUAUUGAUUAUGAUUUUUCUAGACUAAUUACUGAAAUCUGCUCUGUGCAAUAUAAAGUGAGGAAAUUUUAUAGGUAAAAAGUAAAAUAUUUAAAAAGACAAACUUUUCUUUGGCUACAAUUUUUGUUUAUUUUGUUCUGAGUGAAGCAAUUAAAUUCAAAAAUAGAUUUUUGAGAACGAGAAAUUCAAAAAAAAAAAUCAUGAAAAAUCUCUGGCUGUGAUAAAAUAUUUCUUAGAUAACAACAGAAAAGAACACAAUCUGAAAUAUUGUGAGCCAGAAAUUUUCAUCCUGAAUGACAAAAUAAAUGCGAAAGUGUAAACAAAUUAAGGAUAUGAUUUGUCCAAGUAUUUGUAUUUCUUACUGUAAUAUAUUAGCUUGUAAUGAGAAUGAAAUUACAAUUUACAUGAGCCGGAAUGAUAGAGUAUGCAAAAUUUAAAUAAUUUCUAAACUAGACUUAAGACAUAGAUAUUGAUUUUAGUUUUUAAAUGAAAGUGCGUGCUAAGCUAUUCUUAUUGAUGGACAGACAAAAAUGCUAUGUGUACAUUUUCCUAAAACAAAAAACCUGUUCCAAAAUUGAAAAAAUUAAUCAUUCUUUCUGUCAGUAUUUGUUCUCAUAUCGAAAAGUAUAAUGAUGAAAAUGAAAUGUAAAUUGCAAUGUGAUUCAGUUACAUAAAACAUAAAAAUAGCGAGUAUGAGAAAUAGGUGAAAAUAAAAAGGAAAAAACAUUGAAACCAACAUUUUCUGUAUAGAUUUUAAGGCAUAUUGUUUGUUUCAGAUAGAAGAAGAAAUGAAUGUAAAAAAUGAUGAAAAAGGUAUUAAAUAUGUAUUAUUACUACAAAA
Messenger RNA from Phlebotomus argentipes, 3233 nucleotides. It is a transcript of the gene Dll, whose product is annotated as homeotic protein distal-less. The coding region runs from base 1049 to 1945 and encodes 298 amino acids. Gene Ontology annotation, molecular function: RNA polymerase II cis-regulatory region sequence-specific DNA binding; DNA-binding transcription factor activity, RNA polymerase II-specific. Gene Ontology annotation, biological process: regulation of transcription by RNA polymerase II. The record is from RefSeq and is a predicted model, not a curated record. The transcript has 8 exons. Lineage: Eukaryota; Metazoa; Arthropoda; Insecta; Diptera; Psychodidae.